CAAACAUGCGUGCUUCUUUCAUAAUCCUGUGACAUGAGUGUCAAGAAAUAAAAGAGAUAAAUUCGGGUGCAAUUUUCAUAUAGGAAAGGAAAUUAUUCUUAAGUCAGGAUUAUAGUUAAGAUUGUGGGGCUUGCAUAAUGGAAGAAUACACAAGAGAACCUUGCCCUUGGCGUAUCGUUGACGAUUGCGGAGGUGCAUUCACCAUGGGUUUAAUUGGUGGAGGUGUCUUCCAAAGCAUCAAAGGUUUCCGUAAUGCCCCAUCAGGAUUCAACAGACGAUUAAUUGGAUCAAUGACAGCCAUUAAACAAAGGUCCCCAACAAUUGCUGGCAACUUUGCUGUUUGGGGUGGUUUGUUCUCUACCAUUGAUUGUGCUUUGAUACAUGUCCGCAAGAAGGAAGAUCCAUGGAACUCUAUUAUCAGUGGAGCAGCAACUGGUGGUAUUCUGGCAGCAAGAAAUGGUGUCUCUGCAAUGGCUGGCAGUGCGUUCAUUGGUGGCGUCCUAUUAGCUUUAAUUGAAGGUGUUGGUAUUUUAUUCACCCGUCUAUCUGCUGAGCAAUUUCAGCCACAACCUCCAGUCUUUGAGGACCCCACACAGCAGGCACCCUCUGGAGGCCUUAGUUUCCAAUAAAAUUUUACAGAAUA
Messenger RNA from Nicrophorus vespilloides, 643 nucleotides. RefSeq names its product mitochondrial import inner membrane translocase subunit Tim17-B-like. Gene Ontology annotation, molecular function: transmembrane protein transporter activity. The record is from RefSeq and is a predicted model, not a curated record. The transcript has 3 exons. Gene Ontology annotation, cellular component: mitochondrial inner membrane; TIM23 mitochondrial import inner membrane translocase complex. Bases 138 to 629 code for a protein of 163 amino acids. Gene Ontology annotation, biological process: protein import into mitochondrial matrix. Lineage: Eukaryota; Metazoa; Arthropoda; Insecta; Coleoptera; Silphidae.